Molecule: messenger RNA, 654 nt
Organism: Haemonchus placei
Lineage: Eukaryota; Metazoa; Nematoda; Chromadorea; Rhabditida; Trichostrongylidae
Source: the annotation of a GenBank genome assembly
AUGGAAAGAAGCCACCAUGACAUCUCCGACCCGAAAUAUUCCCGCAAAAAACACUGCUUCCAGGUCCUUGCUCGCUAUGCUUCCAUUUGUCAACAAAACGGCCUAGUGCCGAUCGUUGAACCAGAAAUUCUACCCGAUGGCCCUCAUGAUCUCGACACUUGUCGGAGAACUACCGAAAUAGUGCUGUCUUACUGCUAUCGAGCACUCAACGAUCACCAUGUGUACCUAGAAGGAACACUUCUAAAGCCGAACAUGGUUACAGCAGGACAGAGUUUUGCGGGCCCUAAACCAACACCAGAAGAAGUCGGCCUAGCCACAGUCACUGCGCUGUUACGUUCCGUACCACCAGCUGUACCAGGAGUGGUAUUCCUGUCAGGGGGGCAGUCCGAAGAAGAGGCCACAUUAAAUUUGAAUGCUAUGAAUCAAACCAAAAUCCCGAAGCCAUGGGUGCUGACGUUUUCAUACGGACGAGCUCUACAAGCCUCAUGUAUGGCGAAGUGGAGAGGUCAAGAUAGCAAUGUGAAAGAGGCUCAGGCCGUACUACUACAACGAGCAAAAGCGAACUCGAUGGCAGCACUCGGACAGUACACUGGCGAUGCGGCUGCAGGCGGUGCCGCUUCAAAAUCACUGUUCAUAGCAAAUCAUGCUUAUUAG